ACAAGGAUUUUUUAAUAUGAAUAAUAAGAUAAAUGAAGCAGCUCUGCUCUUCGCAGGAGGCAGCAAAAAUGCAUUUAACAAAGAAGAAGCCAUUAAUAUAAUAUCAGCAACAGGAGUGGCGGUAAAAGAUACAGAAACAAUUGAUGUACUGGGUAACGAAAUAUCGCAUGAGCAGCUAGUGGAUAUUGCCGGGAAACUUAGGGCUAAACAAUAUACUGUAGAUGAACUUACAAAACUUUUUACCAACUUAAAUGCCAGUGGUAAUGGAACUGUCAACAGGGGCACCAUUGUAUACAUCCUCAAGACAAAUCAUCAUAUACCAGAUGAUCAAAUUGAUGCGUUUUUAGCAGACCUAAACUUGACAGAGCAAAAUGGAUUUAUUCGUGUAGAUGAGCUAGUGAAGGCCCUACUCACUGUUCUGAAGGAGCCUUAAACU
This is a messenger RNA of Babesia bovis T2Bo, 436 nucleotides long. RefSeq lists its product as uncharacterized. NCBI's taxonomy places the organism in Eukaryota, Apicomplexa, Aconoidasida, Piroplasmida, Babesiidae. The transcript has 4 exons. The record is from RefSeq and is a predicted model, not a curated record. Bases 17 to 433 code for a protein of 138 amino acids.